AGUUCUAGCCAUGUCCAUACUCAACAUCGACACCGUCUGACCCUCACGCCAUACAUGGAAGAACGAGUUUCGCGAAUAGGCUUCCUCAUGGCCAGUCUGCCGAUUCACCUUCAAACGAGAUUCGUCUUUCAUGCAAGGGAGACAUCGUGUGCAUAGAGUCUACGCCGCUAGACUUCCAGUGUAUCUGAAAAGUGCUUUUCCAAUCGUAUCGCCCAAAACGUGAAGUCCUUGGGAGACAGGAUAAAUAACAUCGCGCAACGCCCGCUCCCCGCAGGAUUCGAACAUCGGUCAAACGUGUUACAGAUAAGUGUGCAAGUGCGAUAGGUUGUGCAUAGUGUGGCUUGGGGGGUGGUUGUUUUGGCACACAAGCCGCCUUAUCAUUUUGCAUAUCUCCGUGUAAUUUGUUCCGGUCCGGUGUAUAUUUUCGAGUGGAUAAUGUAACGGAGCCUCUCCCCCAUCGGUAAUUACCGUCAUCAGCGAGUCGAUCUGUAAACGCUAAAAAGAAAAAGCGCUGGACCAAAUCGGGUUGACGCUAAUUUCGCCAAGUCCAGGCGUUUUUCGUGUGAAUCAGCAAAUGCAAUAAAUUUGCGAAUUGGAUUAACGGAGCCUCAUUCAGGGCUUUUCCAUUUACCGGUAUCGAUUGCUCAAAAUAGAGCCAACUCGGCACAAGUUUCCAUGAGGAACGGGAGAGAAACAUUUUAGAACAUUGUUUGUGGUGUGCCGAGCUAAUUGCCCUCGCAGUGUCUUCGGGCGGAUCUUCCAACAAAACCCUAUUGUUUUCGGCCAAGGAUGCAUGAUCCAGGUUGCAGUUUGCAAAUCGCCGAUGUACCUUCAAUCGCCUCAUAAUUGGAUAUUGCACGUGUAAUGCUCGCACUUUCUUCGUCCAGACAAGAAGAGUGAAUAGGCCGCGGGGUGGACUUUCCGGGCGCAAUAGUUGCUGAGUCAAGUGCAACCAAGCUCCAGUUACCUUGUAUCCAGCGCAACCACUACAUUGGAAGGUAGCAAAGCACCUGGAAAGGUGGGUGACUCUAAGAAUGCGGAUGAACGAAUGGACAACUAUGGUCGGACAGCGGAUAUAGUGACCAUUGAUCGUGAAAUUUGUGAUGGUGGCGGUAGCGGCAGAGACUGGAAUCAAAGCCGAAAUCUGGAGCCGUCUCAUGAACACCAAACCUAUCAACAGUACCAACCCCAGCUCUACAAUAGUGCCGUGAACGGAGACGAGGACUGUCCAGCGGAGAACUGCUGGCAUAAUAAAUUGAAGCGGCGUCCUAGUCAGAUAAUGAUGGUGACCAAACUCUGGAACAGUUGCUUCCCGGAAUUCUCCACGCAGAAGGUUCAUCGACAUAAUUUUUAUUUGUGCCAGUGGCAACGGAACACCCAAGUUCGAAUAAUUUACCUCCUCUAUCGAUGGCUAACGGCAAUAACAUGUUUAGCCGUUUUGGUCUGUUCACUAUUAGAUGUUGGACGAUCCGAUGAGCAGUUUGAACAUCAUUAUGCCAAAUGGUGGAUCUAUUUAACGCACUGGGGCCUUCUAGCAUGUACAGCCCAAGCCUGGCUAGGAGCAUGGAUUGUGACCCAAGGGAUGAUGGUGGAACGGGACGAGUUCGAGUUGGUGCGUCAGGCGAAGAAGAGCAAAAUGCACCACGUCUACUGGGUCAUGUACACGGUCGCAACAGUGUAUUCAUUCAUAAUAACAAUGUGCUACUGGGCUCUGGUGCACAAUCCGGAAAUUCAUAAAGUGGACGCGCUCAACAUAAUGGUACACGUUUUCAAUUCGGUCAUCAUGCUCAUUGAUUUGGCCAUCGUGGGACAUCCUAUAAAAUUAAGUCAUGCUUAUUGGACGACCGGAAUUGGAGUGGUUUACGCAAUUUUUACGGGAAUAUAUUUUCUGGCGGGCGGAACAGAUAGGAAAAACAAGAAAACUAUUUAUCCUCUGCUGGAUUGGACGAAACCUGGCAAGGCAAUUGUCGUAACCGCAUGUGCCAUUCUGUUUGUCUUUGUAGUACACUUUGCUGUUUAUUGUAUGUACCGCUUGCGAAUCUGCCUAUUCACGAAACUUUGCAUGCGAGGUACAGCCGAACGAGACAGUGAACUGGGGGAAGGACUUGAUCCUGAGCGGCAGCAACAACAGCAGCAACCGCAUUGUCAGUAUGAGUCUAGCACUGAGCAACUUCAACAACAACAACCGCAGCAGUAUACUAAUGUCUAUCAGGAUACUACCAAGAAGAAAAAGAAGAUGUCAUCCCUCAGUCAAACAGUAUCGGCCAUUGAAAGUAGUCAACGGGAACAUUUCUUAAAUUCUAACAAAAUCGUCGAGAUGAAAAUGUAGAGACCGGUGUGGAUGGCGUUUGAGCCAAUUUCAUUAUUUUGGAAACGAGGAUCCGAUAAGCGUUUGAAGAAGUAUUAAAGUGCAUUAUACUGUCAGGUGGUCUAUUUCAGCAAAUGUUGGACAUUCGGCAAUUUUCGAGUCAUAGCUCGUAUUUGUUUGAAACGAUUUAACUGAUAUUUACAGGAUAUCAGCAGCCUUGGCCUUCUUGAUUAGGUCCUUUUUCUAAACUUUGGCAAACGUUGACGUCUUGUUUUGAUUGAAAAAAUGUUAACUUUAAAAAUGCAACUGACAAAUUGGAGACAGACGCCGCUCUAUCUAAGAAUGCAGAAUUGUGAUGGAAUCUAUGAUUUAUUUCAAUUGUUGGAAGAUUGAAAUUCUCGCUAAGAAUUACUUUUGAUAUUGUAUUUCGAUAGAAGUAGUACCAUAGUCGCGCACUAUUUAUCGAUAAGGAGAGACGAAUGCUGAUACGUUCUCAAAAGUGGAAUUGUUGAAUUUUAGCUUUAUACCAAAACUGCACCCCUUAACACUAAAUUCAUGAAGUUUGAACUGUAUCCAAAAGAAUAUAAUCAGCCAAGGUAGCAGGGGGUAAAGGUUUUUGGCAUCACUAUGACUUGCACAGUUUUAGCACAAAGUGAUCGGGCUUUUCGUUGAUUUUAAUGCUUUACAAUUUACAAAGUUCCUUUACAUUUCCUUUACAUUUAUUCUAGCAUUAAUUACAGGUGGUAUUUAUUUUCGUUAUUACCAUAGGAAUAAUCUCUCUGAAAGUGAUUGAGAAAGGCUGUUUCCAUAGAUCGGGGUUUUCAAUGAAAGCUCGAUUGGUGAUUUCAUCCAGACGUGCUGAAAAGUUAAAGGCAAACCUGAAAUGAUACUAUAAGAGGCUGCUUUAUUUUUCACCUCCUUCUAUUUAGAUGUUAAUUACUUAUAAGGCCUACUGGCUAUUUCCUGAUUGUCAACAGAACAAAUGAAAUCCAUCUCUAGCGUAGUAAAAGCGAAUAUAAUAAGCUUAUUCCCUUUUCUAUGAAGUAAGAUUCGGAAUUGGCAUUGGUUUGCUCAAAAUUUGGAUGAAUUCAGAAAUAUUUGGUUCGAAAUAGAUCGCAUUUGAUAUUCCUUAAGGCGUAGUUUUAAGUUUAAUUAAUGGCGGAAAAUUUAUUCUACUGAUAAUUGUGGGUAUUACAUUUUGAUAUUUCUUAAUUUUUCAUUUCCAUUUGCGUCACUUUCAUUUUUGGUGGUAGCGCAAAGCGUGCAGUUGACUCCCUACAACUACUGGCGGCAAAACAAAACCAAACUAAUUAACAAAUAAGCUUCACUAGUUUAGCUUGAAUGUGAUAGUAGAUUUAGUUGUUCGAGGUCACAAUAUAUGUAGCUGGAAUUAAUAGUUAAAAAAUUGUCUAGAAAUUCUUAGUAAAAUAACCUAGUUAGCCAGCUGCCCGGUUGUACCUAUAACGCCUGAGGGGGUAGGUAUCAAAAACUUGUAAUAGAAUAACCAAAAGUAACCAUUCGGCAAACUGAUUUUGUAUAACGACGCUCAAUACUGAAUUUUGAACUAUUGUUACAUCUGAUUUACCAUGUGAAAAUCUGCUGGUUUUACGUAAGUCUGUCACAGUUUGUUUGCACCCUUUAGAUUGCAGAUCGGCUAAAGCCAGCGAAAAGACCUCGAAAUUUUAACUAGACUUUGCCCGAAUUUCAAGUUUGCAGUUUUAAGGGUCCUAAGUCCCAUUUGUUCCAACGUUUCUGUAUUCAAUUGCUCACUAUUUGUAGAUCGUAACAUAUCCUUAAAUUCAAAGAGUUCAACUCUUCAUGUAAUAAUUUGAAUGAUAGGAAAGAAGGUUUUGGAUUUUCCCUUUAAAUUGGCAGCCGAUUCGUAAUUAGAGAAUUAUGAUAAGUUGACAAUUAGAUAUCUGAGCAAUAAUUAAGCGUAAUUCUUUAGAUUUAUAGUUGAACCUAACAACACACCAAAAGGAACUGAAGGCUGUUAGAAAAUAGUAUGUUCUUUUCUAAUCUAGCGUUUAGCUUUUAACUUACACUUAUCGUCUAACUUAGUAGAUUUCACCGCCAAAACGAAAACAUUCUAUGAAAGUAUUGCUCAAUGGAUUAAUAUGAUUAAUUUGAUGGAAGGUACGCUAGUAAUAUAAUUCCAAGAGGGUAUUAAGUAAAUUUUGAAGACUCCUAAACAAAACGGUAGCACGGCCGCCAAGCAAAUGCAACCCUCUGGUAGGAAUGAGGGACAAACAAAUAUGGAAACAAUUUACCUGACCUGUUCUAAACCCCUUGCGGGAUGAAUCGCGAAUUAACACGGAUCGUUUGUAACAAAAACAAUAAUCUGUAGGACAUCGUGGUAAAUUUUUCAAAUAAUACAAAAAGUGAAUUAAUGAUUGUAUCUUACUGAAUAAAAAUAUAUAUUGUAUAGAAUAUGUGAAUUAACUAUUUUUGUAUAGAAGUCAGAGAUAAAAAAUUCAAUUAAUACCUUUCAAUAGACUUGAUCUUAACAGUAACCUUGAUCGAUUAGUAAAGUAGAAAUUUGAAUGAAUGUUAAAUGAAAUUGCAUAAUUGUAGACAACACAUGUAAUUCAAAGGAAAACAAUUCACAUGUAUUCGAAAAAAUAAACAGAAAAGAAUGAAAUUUGAAGUAA
This is a messenger RNA of Hermetia illucens (black soldier fly), 4959 nucleotides long. RefSeq names its product protein rolling stone. The record is from RefSeq and is a predicted model, not a curated record. The transcript has 6 exons. Bases 1049 to 2329 code for a protein of 426 amino acids. Gene Ontology annotation, cellular component: membrane. NCBI's taxonomy places the organism in Eukaryota, Metazoa, Arthropoda, Insecta, Diptera, Stratiomyidae.